Morchella sextelata is the source of this 1011-nucleotide messenger RNA. RefSeq lists its product as uncharacterized. The record is from RefSeq and is a predicted model, not a curated record. Lineage: Eukaryota; Fungi; Ascomycota; Pezizomycetes; Pezizales; Morchellaceae. Gene Ontology annotation, cellular component: membrane. The transcript has 7 exons. Gene Ontology annotation, molecular function: signaling receptor activity. The coding region runs from base 1 to 1011 and encodes 336 amino acids.
AUGACACGCCUCCGGAAGGGUACCUCCUACACAGAUAUCGAGGAUAUCGAGAAUACCGCCGUUCUACUGGAAGACAGAGUUUUGGUAUUGUGGUUUGAUUUGCCAAAAUGGCAACAAAAUAAUGAGUUUAUCCAAUCUGGCUAUCGACAACCCUCUUAUUGUCUCCGGAAAUGCUUGAGCUCCCUUCUCUACCUUCACAACGAAACCGGUACUGUCCCCCUUCCCCCUUUACCGUGGAUCAUAAGCUCACCAAAGACACGUCCAGUCAACAUCUACACGCAUCUUCUCGGCUCUCUCAUCUUCUUCGCCCUGCCCUGGUACCUCUACACCCCCCGCGCCACUCUCGGCGACAUCAUAGUCUUCAGCAUCUACUUCCUCGGCGUCGGCCUCUGCUUCUUCUUCUCCGCCAUGUACCACACAAUCUCCAACCACAGCCCCCGAUACCUCACCAUCGGCCUGCAGCUCGAUAUAAUCGGUAUCACACUACUCAUGUGGGGGGCGUCCAUCCCGACCAUCUACUAUGCCUUCCCCACCCUCCAAAACACCCGCAUCUUCUACUGGGCCGUUUCUACCGUGAUGAGCGCCGUCUGUAUCGGCUUCACCACAAAGCCCGUAAACCGGGCUCCUGCAAUGAGGCCCGUUAGAGCCGCCAUGUUUACGUUACUGGGACUGAGCGCGGUAAUGCCGGUGGUGCAUAGCUGUUGGUGGAAGUCUGCGGAGGGCAGGUGCGAGGUUGUGCCGUUGAGUGGUGUAGCAGGGUUGAAUCUGGUUGGGGCAUUGGCGUAUGCGACUAGAUUCCCGGAGAGAUGGUUUAAGGUGAGGUUUGAUAUUUGGGGCGCGAGCCAUCAGGUUCUGCAUGUGGCGGUUGUGCUGGCGGGGUUGGCGCAUCUGAGAGGCCUCAUUGCUGCGUUUGAGCAUGCUCGGGGCAUUAGCGUUCCAGAUAUGGCUGUAGCUGCGCUUGCUUCGGCUCUCGACUCAGAUAUGGCUGCAUCUGCACUGUCUCUCGAGUAA